This is a messenger RNA of Lactuca saligna, 2127 nucleotides long. The record is from the annotation of a GenBank genome assembly. Lineage: Eukaryota; Viridiplantae; Streptophyta; Magnoliopsida; Asterales; Asteraceae.
AUGGCUUCAACGGGGCCACAACAAUCAUCAUCUUCACUGAAGAGGCGUGAUUCAACUGUGACUAGAGAAUCAGAUUUACUCACCAUAACUCCAUUAGGCGCUGGAAGUGAAGUUGGAAGAUCAUGUGUAUUCAUGACUUUCAAAGGAAAAACUGUUAUGUUUGAUUGUGGAAUUCAUCCUGCAUUUUCGGGCAUGGCUGCUUUGCCUUACUUUGACGAAAUCGACCCUUCUACCAUUGAUGUUCUUCUCAUUACUCACUUUCACUUGGAUCAUGCUGCAUCCCUUCCAUAUUUUCUGGAAAAGACCACAUUUAAAGGAAGGGUCUUCAUGACUCAUGCAACAAAGGCUAUUUACAAGUUACUUCUAUCCGAUUAUGUAAAAGUGAGCAAAGUUUCAGUUGAAGACAUGUUAUUCGAUGAACAAGACAUCCUUCGUUCCAUGGAUAAAAUUGAGGUAAUCGACUUCCACCAAACCCUAGAAGUGAACGGAAUCCGUUUCUGGUGUUACACCGCCGGCCACGUCCUGGGUGCCGCCAUGUUCAUGGUGGACAUCGCCGGAGUCCGCGUCCUCUACACCGGCGACUACUCCCGCGAGGAAGACCGCCACCUCCGUGCCGCCGAACUCCCCCAAUUCUCCCCGGACAUCUGCAUCAUCGAAUCCACCUACGGUGUCCAACUCCACCAAUCCCGCCACAUCCGCGAGAAACGCUUCACCGAUGUCAUCCACACCACAAUCUCCCAAGGUGGGCGUGUGUUAAUUCCCGCUUUUGCCCUUGGCCGGGCCCAAGAACUCCUCUUAAUCCUCGACGAAUACUGGUCAAACCACCCGGAAUUACACAACGUCCCGAUAUAUUACGCGUCGCCCCUCGCCAAACGUUGCAUGGCGGUUUACCAAACUUAUAUAAACUCGAUGAACGAGAGGAUCCGGACACAGUUCGCGAAUUCAAACCCUUUUGAUUUUAAACAUAUUUCACCCUUGAAAAGUAUCGAGGAAUUCAACGAUGUGGGCCCGUCUGUGGUGAUGGCGAGCCCCGGGAGCUUACAGAGCGGGCUCUCGCGACAGUUGUUUGAUAAAUGGUGUGCGGAGAAGAAAAACGCGUGUGUGAUUCCGGGGUAUGUGGUGGAAGGGACAUUGGCUAAAAUGAUUAUAAAUGAACCGAAAGAGGUGACUUUGAUGAACGGGUUGACUGCGCCUUUGAAUAUGCAAGUUCAUUAUAUUUCGUUUUCGGCUCAUGCGGAUUGUGCGCAAACGACUACUUUUUUGGAGGAGUUGAUGCCUCCGAAUAUCAUUUUGGUUCAUGGGGAAGCGAAUGAGAUGGGGAGGUUGAAGCAAAAGCUUGUGAGUUUUUUUGUGGAUCGGAAUAUUAAGAUUUUUACACCGAAGAAUUGUCAGGCGGUUGAAAUGCAGUUUAAUUCGGAGAAAAUGGCGAAAACGAUUGGGCGGUUGGGGGAGAGGGAACCGGAAUCGGGGGAGAAUGUUAGCGGGGUGUUGGUGCGGAAAGGGUUUUCGUAUCAGAUAAUUGCGCCGGAUGAUUUACAUGUUUUUUCUCAGUUGUCGACCGCAAAUAUCACGCAACGGAUUACUAUUCCGUAUUCCGGUGCUUUUGGUGUGAUCAAGCAUCGGUUGAAGCAGAUUUACGAGAGUGUAUCGGAAUCAGUGAUUCCGACGGAAUCGGAAUCGGUGAUUCCGUCGGAAUCAGAAUUGGGGAUUCCGGUGUUGGUGGUUCAUGGGAAGGUGACGGUGAGGAGGGAAUCGGAGCGGCAUUUGGCGGUGGAGUGGGUGGCGGAUCCGAUAGGUGAUAUGGUGUCGGAUUCGGUGGUGGCGUUGGUGUUGAAUGCGGGGAGGGAGAUGGUGAAGGUGGUGGUGGAGGCGGAGGAGGUGGUGGAUGAGGUGGAGGAGGGGAAGAAGAGGGAGAAGAUUGUGCAUGCUUUGUUGUUGUCUUUGUUUGGGAAUGUCAAGUAUGGGGAUGAUGGGAGGUUGGUGGUUAGGGUUGAUGAGAAUGUGGCGUAUCUUGAUAAGAAGAAUGGGGAAGUUGAGAGUGAGAAUGAGGGGUUGAAGGAAAGAGUGAAGGUCGCCUUUAGGAGAAUUCAGACUGCAGUGAAACCGAUUCCGGUGUCGGAAUCGUAG